This is a messenger RNA of Cottoperca gobio, 2028 nucleotides long. It is a transcript of the gene hexa, whose product is annotated as hexosaminidase A (alpha polypeptide). The transcript is spliced from 14 exons. Gene Ontology annotation, molecular function: beta-N-acetylhexosaminidase activity. The record is from RefSeq and is a predicted model, not a curated record. Gene Ontology annotation, cellular component: lysosome; membrane. Gene Ontology annotation, biological process: ganglioside catabolic process; carbohydrate metabolic process; glycosaminoglycan metabolic process. The coding region runs from base 87 to 1703 and encodes 538 amino acids. NCBI's taxonomy places the organism in Eukaryota, Metazoa, Chordata, Actinopteri, Perciformes, Bovichtidae.
CCUUGAACCCCGGUCAUGUGACUGCAUGCUCUUGAACACCUGACUGUCGCAGCUUGACAGUGCAGUUUGCCUCUCUAUGGAGUAGUAUGGAAGGCAUCAUGUAUAUGGUUCGUUGUGGACGAUACUCUCGUCCACAUUUUAAUUUGCUACUAUUAAUUAUCCUCCAGCUUGGCCUGCACACAGUGGAUGGAGUGUGGCCAUUACCGCAGAAGUUUACCUCCUCAACCGAGCGAUACUCUCUGAACUCACAGGCUUUCUACUUUGGGUACGGAAAACAAUCAGCCGCCAAGCAGGGCUGUUCUGUUCUGGAUGCUGCAUUCAAGAGAUAUUUUCCUCUGAUUUUUCCAGACUACACUUCUGGAAAUGGUGUUCUGCGAUUCAAUCAGGAACAAGCUUUUACUGUUGAGAUCAGUGUUGACCAUGAUGAUUGUGAGAGUUACCCCAAUGAGGACACCUCUGAGAAAUACAAUCUGAGCGUCUCUGCGGGACAAGCAUCUCUGAAUGCGGAAACCGUGUGGGGUGCUGUAAGAGGUCUGGAAACCUUCAGUCAGCUGGUGUAUCAAGAUGAUUUUGGCUCAUAUUUUGUGAACAAGACUGAGAUUGAGGACUUCCCCCGGUUUCAGUUCAGGGGGAUUUUGUUGGACACUUCACGUCACUAUUUACCAGUGCAGGCUAUUUUAAAAACUCUGGAUGCAAUGGCCUACAGCAAGUUCAACGUGUUUCACUGGCACAUUGUUGAUGACCCCUCCUUCCCUUACCAGAGCCGUACCUUUGCAGACCUUUCCAGUAAGGGGGCUUUCCAUCCGAUGACUCACAUCUACACACAGUUGGAUGUGAAAAGGGUGAUCUCACAUGCCAGGCUGUGGGGAAUAAGGGUCCUUCCUGAGUUUGAUUCACCCGGCCACACCCAGUCUUGGGGAAAAGGGCAGCCUGGCCUGUUGACUCCCUGCUACAAAGGGAGCACCCCUUCAGGAAGUUUUGGCCCUGUUAAUCCAGUGUUACCCUCCACCUACGAGUUCAUGGCGAAACUAUUUAAGGAAGUGUCAUUGGUAUUUCCUGAUUCCUAUAUGCACUUAGGAGGGGAUGAGGUGAACUUUUCCUGCUGGAGGUCCAACCCUGAUGUCCGAGCAUUCAUGCAGAAGAUGGGAUUUGGACAAGACUUCACCAAACUGGAAGCGUUCUACAUGGAGAACAUUAUGAACAUCACUUCAGCUCUCAAUAAGACGUCUAUCGUGUGGCAGGAUGUGUUUGACUACCAUGAACGACGCAGCUCUCUAUCAGUGGUGGAGGUAUGGAAAAAGGGCUGUUACCUGUGUGAAGUGCGCAAGCUGACUAAAGCAAGGCUCAGGGUGAUUCUGGCCUCUCCAUGGUAUCUGGACCAGCCAGGGCCCACACACAAAUGGGCCCGCUACUACAAAGUGUGGCCCCUCGCCUUCAAGGGUACUGAGGAACAGAAGAAGCUGGUGAUAGGGGGUGAGGUCUGCAUGUGGGGGGAGUACGUUGACGCAACAAAUCUCUCUCCACGUCUUUGGCCGAGGGCAAGUGCUGCGGCAGAGAGACUGUGGAGUGACGAGAAGCAAACCUUCAGUGUGAACAAGGCGUUUCCUCGCUUGCAGGACUUUCGCUGCAAGCUCGUGAGGCGUGGCAUCAAAGCAGAGCCUCUGCAUAUUGGACACUGCAAACACGAGUACGAAGGUGUUUGAAGAUGUUGGAUGGAUUAAUAUUCCAAGGUUUUUCUGGAGGAAAUUUUAGAAGUUAAUAGUUGCCUUCUUUUAAAGUGAUGCAAAAAUUUUUAAAUGUCUUAAGUAUGCACAUAUUAAUGCUUUCUCAGGGACUUAUCUCAUUACCUAUAUUUUGGCAUGCUCAAUUUUUUAAAUAACUUUUUAAGUAAUCCACUUUUAUUUUAAAUGUUGCAAUAUCAGCUAUCACAAUAUUGAAAUGAAAACCUUGUUUGGAAGAUCACAAAGUGCUGCACUGUCAUGUUGAAUUGAACUUGAUGAAUGCAAAAUAAAGAAUAUAGAUUUUGAA